This is a messenger RNA of Mastomys coucha (southern multimammate mouse), 1200 nucleotides long. Its product is annotated as keratin-associated protein 10-4-like. The transcript has a single exon. Bases 1 to 1200 code for a protein of 399 amino acids. NCBI's taxonomy places the organism in Eukaryota, Metazoa, Chordata, Mammalia, Rodentia, Muridae. The record is from RefSeq and is a predicted model, not a curated record.
AUGGCAGACUAUUCACACCAAUCCAGAUGGCAGACCUCUAACCCAACACCAGCCUCCAGUGCCAGUGUGAGACUAGAGAAGAGAAACAAGCCAGCAGCCCAAGGAGGGAAGGAGUCUCUAGCCCAUAUCCAGCCCUUGUCCAGCCUGCAUCCACCUGGUGUCCAGCCUGCAUCCACCUGGUGUCCAGCCUGCGUCCACCUGGUGUCCAGCCUGUGUCCACCUGGUGUCCAGCCUGUGUCCACCUGGUGUCCAGCCUGUGUCCAGCCCUUGUCCAGCCUGUAUCCACCUGGUGUCCAGCCUGCGUCCACCUGGUGUCCAGCCUGUGUCCACCUGGUGUUCAGCCUAUGUCCAGCCUGUGUCUACCUGGUGUCCAGCCUGUGUCCAGCCUAUGUCCACCUGGUGUCCAGCCCGCAUCCAGCCUGCAUCCACCUGGUGUCCAGCCUGCAUCCAGCCUGUGUGUCCACCUGGUGUCCAUCCUGUGUCCAACCUGUGUCCACCUGGUGUCCAGCCCGUGUCCAGCCUGUGUUCACCUGGUGUCCAGCCUGUGUCCAGCCUGUGUCCACCUGGUGUCCAGCCUGCAUCUACCUGAUGUCCAGCCCAUGUCCACCUGGUGUCCAGCCCAUGUCCAGCCCAUGUCCAGCCUGUGUCCUCCUGGUGUCCAGCUGUGUCCAGCCUGUGUUCAGCCCUUGUCCAGCCUGUGUCUACCUGGUGUCCAGCCCGCAUCCAGCCUGCAUCCACCUGGUGUCCAGCCUGCAUCCAGCCUGUGUCCACCUGGUAUCCAGCCUGUGUCCAGCCUGUGUCCACCUGGUGUCCAGCCCAUGUCCAGCCCGUGUCCAGCCCUUGUCCAGCCUGUAUCCACCUGGUAUCCAGCCUGCAUCCAGCCUGUAUCCACCUGGUAUCCAGCCUGUAUCCACCUGGUGUCCAGCCUGUGUCCAGCCUGCAUCCACCUGGUGUCCAGCCCAUGUCCAACCCUUGUCCAGCCUCUGUCCAGCCUGCAUCCUGCCUGCAUCCACCUGGUGUCCAGCCUGCAUCCAGCCUGCGUCCACCUGGUGUCCAGCCCAUGUCCAGCCCUUGUCCAGCCUCUGUCCAGCCUGUAUCCAGCCUGCAUCCACCUGGUGUCCAGCCUGCAUCCACCUGGUGUCCAGCCUGCAUCCAGCCUGCGUCCACUUGGUGUCCAGCCUGCAUCCACCUGGUGUCUAG